GCCAAUGCACACUUUCUUUUACCUUCUUUCUCCAUUUGUUCACUCUGAUAAGGACCAUUGGACCCAACACUACACACAAUAUUACCAAACCUAAAGAAUUUUUUUUCUUUCAAAAUGAACCAAAAGAAAAGAAAAGAAGAGUAUAUUAAUUUAUUAAGUAGUAGCGAAAACUCAAAAGAGUAAAGAAGCAGAAGAUAGAAGAAGAACAACAACACACGCGAGAAAUUUCAGAUCUUUCCUCUCUCCGCAUCUCCCUUUUUGCAUCCUCGUGUAAUCAUCGUCUAAGAAGAAGAAGAAGAAUCCUUUUGCUUGUUGCUUUACUUUCUCUGCAAACUUUCGUAUCUUUGCGUGUUUGAGAAUCUCUCUAUCUUUCUCGGAUUUGGAGAGUUAUCGAAGAGAUCGUGUCACAUUAAGGUAAAAACAGAGUUUUAAUUAGAGUUCUGUUUCGGUUCUGUUUUUUUUUUGGUUUGUCGGUGGGUUUACUGUUACCCCUUCCGAGAAUCGAGGGUUGAGAUCUCAUCCGUAUUGUUCUUCUUCAAUCGGCAUUACUGCGAAAUCUAACGUUUUUAUUGUUUUUUCCGAAUCACUGAUUCAGCGGAAUAACAGAGAUUGAAGACAAGUCUUUAAUGCAGAGAAAUCGUGUGAAAAUGGAUUCUUAAGCCCCACUUUUAGUUGCAGAUCUGGAGCUUUUUACUGGGUUUCUGCUAAUUUAUCGACAAGAACAAAAAAAGGUUUGUUUUGUCUCACAAGUGAUGGUCGUAUGACUCACAUGCAUGUCCUCUGAGCUCGUUUAGCAUCAAUAAGCUUUCCCUUUGAAUUGAUAUGUCAGGUGUUGAAGAAAUCAGUACACUUGACGAAUUUAGGGAAAGAAGAUCAGACUUUGAAAUCUCAGAAGAUGAGAGACGGCGCUCAAAAAUAGGGAAUUUGAAGAAGAAAGCCAUUAAUGCUUCAACCAAGUUCACUCAUUCUUUGAAGAAACGGGGGAAAAGGAAAAUUGACUAUCGGGUUCCUGCAGUCUCCAUUGAAGAUGUAAGGGAUGAAAAAGAGGAGAGCGUUGUGCUUGAAUUCCGCCGUAAGCUUCUUGAGAGAGAUUUGUUACCUCCUAGACAUGAUGAGUACCAUACUCUUCUGAGGUUUUUGAAAGCUAGGGAUCUUAACAUUGAAAAAACCACCCAGUUGUGGGAAGAAAUGCUUAGAUGGAGAAAAGAGUAUGGGACAGAUACCAUACUAGAGGAUUUUGAUUUCGAAGAGCUUGAAGAAGUUUUGCAAUACUAUCCUCAAGGCUAUCAUGGAGUUGAUAAGGAAGGAAGACCUGUCUACAUUGAAAGACUUGGAAAAGCUCAUCCCUCUAAGCUUAUGCGUAUCACCACCAUAGAUAGAUAUUUAAAGUACCAUGUGCAAGAGUUUGAGAGAGCUCUCCAGGAGAAAUUCCCUGCAUGCUCAAUUGCUGCAAAGCGUCGAAUCUGUUCCACAACUACAAUACUGGAUGUGCAAGGAUUGGGAAUUAAGAACUUUACACCAACAGCUGCAAAUCUUGUGGCUGCCAUGUCGAAGAUAGACAACAGUUACUACCCUGAGACGUUGCACAGAAUGUACAUUGUAAAUGCUGGAACAGGUUUCAAAAAGAUGCUUUGGCCUGCUGCUCAGAAGUUUCUUGAUGCAAAGACCAUUGCAAAGAUACACGUGCUAGAGCCCAAAUCUCUAUUUAAGUUACAUGAAGUCAUUGAUUCAAGUCAAUUGCCAGAAUUCCUUGGAGGUUCAUGCUCUUGCUUUGGUGAUGGAGGAGGGUGUCUUCGCUCUAAUAAAGGACCCUGGAAUGAUCCUGAAAUAAUGAAGCUCAUCUACCAUGGAGAAUCAUCACUUUUUAGGCAAAGCACCAGAAAGCUGACUGACCCGCAUUAUUCUUCUUCCUACAUAAGUAUACAUCCAUCAAAGGCUAUACAAGCUGAGACUUCAGCAGCAGAGUCGAUAUCUUGUUCUGAUGUUCCUUCUUCUCCAACUGGAAGAUUAUGCUCAGCCUCUUCUCAUGUGAAUUCAGCUUAUGAGGAAGCUAGGGCAUCAGAUGUUAAUGGCUAUUAUAGUUGCGACGACAAGUUUGCCAUACCUGACAAAGCUACUAACCGAAAAGGCCAAGAAAGGCAAUCCCAAUACCAAAUGCGUGAACUUAAUGCAACAACUAUCGGUUUAAAAUGUGAAACAUCUUCACCAGGUGCUCCCAUCAUCCGUUGGCUUCAUGAUUUAAGGGUAAUGAUUGACAAGAUAAAAUGUGAGAACCUAGCGAAAAGACUACUUUCGUUAAUGCUGAAACUAGCUGCAGUUUUUCGUUAUACUCCGCUUGAGCUUCUGAGAAGCCAGACUACAGUCAGCCCUUCAAGUCUAACAGAAGAUGACAGUCGGUGCAGCCUCAUCUCACCACCUCCUAGAGAGCCCACAAUGAAAGACCGGAUUCUUCCAUGUUUGGAACGUAUUCAGAAACUGGAGAAAAGUUAUGAGGAUAUUCGGAACAAACCCGUUGCAAUACCUGUAGAGAAGGAGAGAAUGUUGAUGGAUUCUUUAGAUAGAAUCAAGUCAGUUGAGUUUGAUCUCGACAAAACAAAGAGGCUUUUACACGCCACGGUGAUGAAACAGAUGGAGAUAACUGAAAUGCUGCAAAAUAUACGAGACUCCCAACUUCACAGAAGAAGAAGAUUGUUCUGUUAAUAAACCAUAAGAGAACAUCUGAGUUUUGCAUAAAUACAAAUCUGCACAUACAGAGAAAGAGAGAGAGAGAAUUGAAAACAAAAGACAUGUUAGUUUCUUUAGCUCUUUCCCUUCUCUUCUAACUUAUUUCACAACUUUUUUUUGCCUUUCUAAAUAGGUCCCUAUGCUUCCACUUUUUAAGUUAUAAAAAGAAGAAGAAGAAGAUAGUGACAGAGAAAGACUCUGAUGAUCAAUCCUGUCUGUGAUAAUUUAGAUUGAGAGAGAUCAGAAUUUUAAAAACCAAAUCCUUUUGUUGUAAUCAGUGUAGAUAAGAAACUACACUAAGCUAAACAAAUGAGAUUUUGUAAAUCUUUCCCAAGGUAUUUUGAUAAUGAGAAAAACACUCUUGAGUCUCUGAAGAAUCCAUUUUGUUUAACAUGAAAG
Arabidopsis thaliana (thale cress) is the source of this 3123-nucleotide messenger RNA. Its product is annotated as Sec14p-like phosphatidylinositol transfer family protein. The transcript has 16 exons. Gene Ontology annotation, cellular component: Golgi membrane; plasma membrane. The record is from RefSeq and is marked reviewed. NCBI's taxonomy places the organism in Eukaryota, Viridiplantae, Streptophyta, Magnoliopsida, Brassicales, Brassicaceae. Gene Ontology annotation, biological process: intermembrane lipid transfer. Bases 823 to 2700 code for a protein of 625 amino acids.